Molecule: messenger RNA, 2001 nt
Organism: Colletotrichum navitas
Lineage: Eukaryota; Fungi; Ascomycota; Sordariomycetes; Glomerellales; Glomerellaceae
Product: asparaginyl-tRNA synthetase
Exons: 3
Coding region: 209-1813 (534 amino acids)
Biological process (GO): asparaginyl-tRNA aminoacylation
Cellular component (GO): mitochondrion
Molecular function (GO): asparagine-tRNA ligase activity; ATP binding
Source: RefSeq, a predicted model, not a curated record
ACUAAACUCAUUGAUUGCCAUAUCGUCGCGAUACUUCGUCUUCGUCUCCUUGCGCCGCCGCCAUAUUUCGCAACUCCACCUGGUCUAACAUCACGUCAACCCCCUCUUUCCUUGCCUUGCCUUCCCUUCGUUGCUCGUUGGCUCAUCUUCUGACUCCCUUGCAACAUGCGACGGUAGUUGAGGAGGCAGUUAAGUUCCUUUCUCAAAGAUGCGAAUCCCAGCAAUCAUGUCCUCCCCGAGGCUCUGGGGAUUUCUCCUCUCGGCGCAGCCCCUCGGUCGACGACAGCUCUCAACUGUACCGCGGAAGACAGUCGCGCAGUUUUUGGACUGGAAACCCGAGACGGAAGUCAAGGAUGUCGUCCUCAACGGAUACGUCAGAUCUGUCAGAAACAUGAAGACAGAGCGCUUCGUCAACGUGGGCGAUGGCUCCUCCCGGACGCCCAUCCAGGCGCUGGUUCCGCGGAGCCAUGACGAAAGCGCAAACUUGCGAGUCGGCGCCGCAGUCCGCCUACGCGGGUCGUGGGUUCCCUCCAAGACGGAAGGCCAGAGUCACGAGUUGAAAGUCCAUCAAGUCGAGAUUCUCGGCCCCUCUGACGCCAAGACGUUUCCCAUCCAGAAGAAGUACCAGACGCCCGACUACCUCCGUACCAUGCCGCACCUUCGACCCCGGAUACCCUUGAACGCCGCCAUCUUGCGUCUGAGAUCGGAGGCCGUCGCCGCCCUGACUCAGUUCUUCGCCUCUCGGUCCUUUGUACAAACCCAUCCGCCUAUAAUUACAUCCUCAGACUGCGAAGGAGCAGGAGAGGUGUUCAAUGUUACCACGGGCUGCGCCGAGACAUCAGCAACCCCAGCGAGUAGCGGCAAUGACAAGGCGCCAGGCAAUCUGUUCUUCCGUUCCCCCAAGUAUCUCACUGUCUCGUCGCAACUUCAUCUCGAGGCUUUGGCACAGUCGCUGGGUGACGUGUGGACCCUGUCCCCGACUUUCCGGGCGGAACGGAGCGACACCUCGAGACAUAUGAGCGAGUUUUACAUGUUGGAAGCCGAAAUGAGCUUUGUUGACAGCAUGGACCAUAUCAUGGACCUUGUCGAGGACAUGCUCCGCAGCUUGGCCACGGGUCUAUACAAGACUCGGGCUGCACAGGAACUACGCCAACGGCGAGAGUCUGGCCAAACCCGUACAGCCGAAGACGACCUCGUGCCGAUGGAGGAAUUGGAGCGUCGAUGGUUGGGGUUGAUGCAGAACCCAACCUCCAAGUGGCCGCGCAUCACCUACGCCGACGCCAUCAAGAUGCUUCAGGCAGAGCAAGGCCGGUUCGAGCACAAGCCUACAUGGGAAGGUGGUUUACAUUCAGAGCACGAAAAGUUCCUCGCCAAAACCCUUGGUGCCACCAACGACCCCGGCGCUUACUCUCCCGUCUUUGUCACUCACUACCCGAGGGAGAUCAAAGCAUUCUACAUGCGAAGAUCGGACCCUUCAGCUAGCAUCUCUGAGAAGUCUGGUGAUACGGUCGACUGUUUCGAUCUGCUUGUACCUGACUUAUGCGAGAUUGCCGGUGGCUCCAUGCGUGAACAUCGUUUGGAAUCCCUCUUGGAAACCAUGCAAGCCCGCGGAAUGGGCUCUCCAUCCGUAGAUGGACGUGGAAGCCAUUCUGGUGGUGAUCUGGACUGGUAUGUCGACCUCCGCCGUUGGGGCUCCAACCCUCAUGGUGGAUUCGGCCUGGGCUUCGACAGACUGCUCAGCUACCUCGUGGGCGUUCCGAAUGUGAGAGACGUCGUGGCCUUUCCACGCUGGUUUGGUCGAUGCGACUGCUAAGUUCUACCGGAUGAGAGGAGGUCCUCGGAUAACUCGCUCACCGCUUGUGCCGUCUACCGACACUGGCCCUCGUUAAGCUUUGCCUACCUGGGAUUCUGGAAAUCGAGCCGGAUGGAACACUCGCAGUCUACGUUACACGGCGAUCGGCUCACUCGUCCUACCCAAGUGAUCAAGUCGAACAAACAAUC